Molecule: messenger RNA, 1552 nt
Organism: Pelodiscus sinensis (Chinese soft-shelled turtle)
Lineage: Eukaryota; Metazoa; Chordata; Testudines; Trionychidae
Source: RefSeq, a predicted model, not a curated record
GCCCUCUCACCCCAAAAAGAUUCCCCACCCCUGAUCUAGCCCCGCCAAGCUCUGUGUUUGCUUUAAAUGUAUGUUAACUCCAGUUUCAUUAAAGGAGAAAAGGAACAUUUUCUGGCUCUGAAUGUUGCAGGAGAGCCAUGGACAUUGGAGCACAUGCGUUUGAGAAAGCUCAGGACUAGAGGAAAUGGCUUAGACACGUACCAAAGCCAGUUUUUGGAACUUCAUCAAAGACUGUUAUAUGCUGAAAAAGAAAAUAAAAAAAGAUCUCGUGAGUUGAGCAUUGUCUUGGAUGCAAUUAAGCUGGUAGUUGCAGAGAGACUGAACUCUACAGCAAAUCAUACAGAUGCCAUGAAGUUGAAAAUGUCAAAUUUUACCAGCAAACUCCCUUUGCAUCUUACAAACAUAUACUACUACUUACCUCACCUCCAGGAGCAUGAAAACAGCCUUUACCCAAAUGUUGUCAUUGGACAAGGGAGAAUAGGAGUCUCCCUGGUGAUGGGUAUUCCUACUGUGAAAAGGGAAAAACAGAGUUAUCUGAUGGGCACGUUGAACUCUCUCUUCUAUGAGAUGUCUUCAGAGCAGAAGAAUGAUUGUGUAGUGGUUAUCUUUGUAGCAGAGGUGAAUGCAGAGUAUGUUAACAGUAUUGCAGAAAGUGUUAGAACCAGCUUCCCUAACGAAGUGCAGUCGGGUGUUCUUGAGGUUAUUUCCCCUCUUGCAUCCUAUUACCCAGACCUCUCUAAUCUCAAGGAAACAUUUGGGGACUCAAAGGAAAGAGUAAGGUGGAGAACUAAACAGAAUUUGGAUUAUAGCUUUUUAAUGCUUUAUGCACAACCUAAGGGAACAUUUUAUUUACAGCUAGAAGAUGAUAUUGUAGCCAAACCUCAAUAUUUUCAGAAAAUAAAAACCUUUGCUCUUUCAAAGCCCUCCGAUGAGUGGAUAAUUCUUGAAUUCUCUCAGCUUGGAUUUAUUGGAAAAUUGUUUAGAACUAAAGAUUUACCACUCAUAGUAGAAUUCUUUUUAAUGUUCUACAAAGAUAAGCCCAUAGACUGGCUUCUAGAUCAUCUACUCUGGGUUAAAGUAUGCAAUCCAGAAAAGGAUCCAGUAAGUAUUUCUAUAUUUUAUUACUUCAAAAUAAAUUACAUUAGAAACCACACAAAAGUAAAAAUCCCUAGAACAUGUUUAUGCAGUUUCAAAUUUAAGUUGUAGGGGAUUGUAUUGUAAUGUGAUUCAAAAUAUAAUUUAACUGAACUUGAUGAGCUUGGUCAUCUCUUGUGUUAAUAGUUAGAUUUCACUCUAUAAUGAAAUAAGCAUUAUUAAUUAGUAAAGGCCAUGGGUGUCCAGUAUCCUAGGUGAGGAAAGGCAAAGCCUUCCCAAACAGCCAGGCAUAGCCCUGCCCACACUCCACCCCCGAACACCUGCUGUAGGCAUUCUGGUGACAGAGUGUUGUGGCCCCCAAGCAUCCUCCCUCACCAGUGUUCCAGGGUCAGGGGAAUUUUGCCUACACAGCCUCCUCCCUCGACAGUGUGCUGGGGAGGCUGGGGCCAUGCAACCU